This is a messenger RNA of Nerophis lumbriciformis (worm pipefish), 4464 nucleotides long. The record is from RefSeq and is a predicted model, not a curated record. NCBI's taxonomy places the organism in Eukaryota, Metazoa, Chordata, Actinopteri, Syngnathiformes, Syngnathidae.
AUGAUUGUUGGAAUAGUAUCCCAGGAGUUAUACCAACAACUUCUGGACCCCAAGAAUUAUCAGAACCGCACAAAUGGCGUAGAAGAGCUCAAGCGAAUCCUUUCGGAAGUAGACUUGAAAUUGGUCCCAUCUGAGAGUAUUGAAGAGUUCAUUAAUUUUCUUACUAGACUUCUCGAUGACAGUAAUUUUAAAGUAUUGUAUGGCACAUUGCAAGUUUUAAACUUACUUAUUGAGAGGUUAGAUGCGAGUAUUCUCAAGUAUAAAAAACAGAUCGCUUUGGUUGGCGUUAAGGCUCUUGGCGACACUCGUACCAUCGCCAGGAAUGAAUACAUGAACAUGUUUCGUCUGAUGAUGAAAACUGUGGCCCCGCAAGAAGUUUUAGAUCUUAUUAUUUGUAACUUGAAACACAAAAAUUCCAGAGUACGGGAGGAUGUUCUUAGUAUCAUCAUUGCAGCUAUGCUCACUCACCCGAGGAAAGAGUUCAACAUCCCCAAGCUUUGUUUUGAAGUUGCACCAUAUCUGGCAGACAGCAAAAGGAAGGUCCGUCACGCUGCCUUGGAGCUGUUUGCAGUUUUUGACUCCUGCUUGGAUAUGGGGAAAAAACAGCCUCUAACAAAAGCUGUGGACAUGGUUGAGCUCAGUGAAGACGCAGAGGGACUUAUGGCAGCUGUACAGGCCAGACGAGCGAGACAUGUUCUUCCAAGACUUUCAGAAGAGGGAGUGGUAGAGUACGGUCUGGUGGUGGCUAAAUCAGGGGUGCACUGCUCCACACAGGGUAGUAGUUCAGGAGCUGAUCUGGACUGGGUGAUGAAUGGAGGACGGAUUAGCAGUGCAAGGAGUCAGCGAACUGAACAGGACUGCGAGCGACUGUAUGGCUAUGGCAGCUUAGGCUCUCUCACUGAUGGACUUCGCUCUCAGAGGAGGAUAGUCAGUGCUGGUAAAGGGAAGAACAAACUUCCAUGGGAAACGCUGAGCAAUUCAUCGAAUGAAAAAAACCAUCAGUGCCGCUCCCCCGACGGAACGUGUUCUGAACAGGCCACAAGUGAAGAAAUUACUUCGCCAUCGAGGAAGUUUAGUCCGGAGACCUACAUACCAACUUUUAGUUCUGCAGAACCACAGACACCCCAAACCUCCAGGAGAAGGAUAGCGCCAGCUCGGAUCAGAAGAAGUGGAAGCCUCAAUUUAGACCCUGACAUCUUUAAAACCACAAACUUUACUGAAUCAGAUAGUGUGUUAUCCAAAGGGCAGUUGCUCUCGAGGAACCCCAGUGUUGAGCGCACACUUUCCCUCCCCACUAACCACACCACAACAAGCUCCUUUCUGCUGCCGUCUUACCCUCUGGCUGCACUCCCAGGAGGCAUGCUGACUCCGACACUAUCCCGUCGCCAUGCCGACUCUUCCCUGUCUAUGUCCAACACCUGGCCCAACAAGCGAGAGAACAGCCCUCACCAGCGAGACACUAGCCCCUGGGGGGACACAGCCCUCAAAGGAGAUCUCUCUAGCAGACACUCUCCUAGGCCGAUUCGCGCCUCCUUAAAGAGUUCCUCGUCAACAUCAUCAUUUCGCAGAGCCCUGAACAGCAGCAGGACAGCCGUCUCCAUUUCACCAGUCGUUCCUUCAGGAGAGCAAUUUUAUAGCACUGACCAGAGUCCCAAUGUAUGCAACAGCCCCCAGAAUCAGCAUCAAGAGAGGGACGUUCAACUAGAGCCUGCUUUCUCUAAAACAACACAGGAUCCUCAGGAGGAGGAUGCUCUUGAUAUGCAGGAGAUGUUGAACUCACUGCGUUCAUUACGCAACAGUGCUGCUAAGAAAAGGGCCAAAUUGAGCCUAAGCGGUUCUGACCCAGACCAGGAAUUACCAGAUUCCUCUGUAAGGUCAUCCCUGGGCCAAGACCUCCCGUUGCACACCUCUCCCAUCCUUACCAGCUCAACCGGUGAAAGCAGCCUUUCCAAUUUGAGUCCCACACCCUCCAGUGUCUUCGGUAAAAGUUCUGGAAGCAUGGCCUCCCCAAGAGUGAAAUCUCGUAUUGCAAGAGUGUCCUAUGCAAACCUAAGGUCUUCUGUGUCCAUGGACGUAAGCAACCCUCCAGGACCAUCUCAAAGUAAUGAACUGUCAUCUGAAGUGGGCGUUGUCGGGCAGAGAGUCACUUACUCCAAUGGAAAAUUCAGAGCUGGUGAAGAUGCGACUGUAUCCUCUCCGCCAUUGGUCAAACCAUUGUUCAGAGUUGUUAAGGCUACAAAAGGAUCAGGAAGCAGUGGAAGCAGAAAUUCACCAACUACAGACAUGCCUGAAGGUGUCAUUGGAAGAGGCAUGUUUGGUACUGCAGUGUCCUCCCUUCGUUCAGAUUUGACCUGGUCACUGGAGAAGGGUGACUUUGUAGACAAACCUACCGUUGACCUCUUGGGAGGCCUCCCUGUUAUCUCCGGUGACCACAAAGGCCGUGACGACCCAUCCCUAGACGAGGUGAAUAAUACAAAAUCCAUCCGGGAGAAGAUUGAGCUGCAGCAUUCAGAUGAGCUUGAUGGGCAGUCCACUCAAAGGGAGAAGAUUCGGUACCGUGUCAGACAGAUGCUCAGUGAUUCACCCAAAGAAGAGAAUAUGGAUAAAAAUCUGCAUUUGAACGGCAGCACAAUCACUUCUUGUAUAGAAGACUUCAACUCGGAAGGGUCACCUAUAAGCCUCAGCAGCUCGGUCAGUCCACCAGGACUACAGAGCCCCGUGAAGUGCCUCACUCCUCCUCAUCAACCGAGCCCCCCCACAGUGCCUCCAAAUCCCCAAAACCUGUCGAGAAUGAGGCGGGCGCCCAGCCUCAAUAGAACGCGCCCCUCACUGUCCCACAGCUCAGAUGAUCUGUCCCCUGAUACCAUGAGCCACAAAAAAAAUGUAUCCCAGCCUCCAGGACUGUCUCCCUUUUCCAAACCGGAUGUGGCGCUGAUGCAGAGCUUUGACUUGCUGAAUACAACAGACUGGGACAAGAAAAUUGAAGGUCUUACACUACUACGCUCUUUGGCUCACUUCCAUUCUGACACACUGCAAAGCAGGAUUCGUGAUGUCUGCCUGUCUCUCAUUGAAGAGGUAAAGAACCUCAGGUCAGGUGUGUCCAGAGCUGCCGUGUGCACGUUGGCCGAUCUUUAUACGCACCUGGAGAAGGCAAUGGACCAGGAGCUGGAUGCGACUGUGAAAUCCUUGCUGGUCAAAGCGGGUGGGAAAGAUGUCUUUAUUAGACAUGAUAUUGAUGCUGCUUUAGACAGCAUGGUGCAGCACUGCACGCCCACAAGAGGCAUUCAUGCUUUACUCUCCGGAGGACUUUGUCAUCCCAGUGGACUGGUAAGGAAUUGCACUGCCCAACACUUGGCCAAUUUGAUAGAAAAGGUCGGAGCCACUCGCCUCCUUUCUGGAGGUAAAGAUUUGACUGAAAGAAUCAUACCUGCGGUCACAAAGUUGUCACAAGACUCCUCACAGGAAGCCAGAUACUACGGCCGCCGGAUGCUUCUGCUCCUGUCCGGCCACCCGGAUUUUGAGAAGAUCCUGGAAAGAAUAAUCCCAUUCAAAUACCUGCAGACUACCAGAGACACCAUCUUAACUCUCAAGACUAAGGGGCUUGGCGAGAUGCCUCAGGAGACCCAGUCAGCCAGAGGUAGACGCUCGCUUCCAGGAAGCGGUACAUUUCGAGCAUUGUCUCUCACCAGAGAACCUCUCAACCACACUGUCAGAAUGUCCAACAGUAAUUACAGCAACAGAUCUCAGGCACUGAAUAUUGAAGACAAGAGUGAAUACAUCAAACACAUAACAGGCCUGCUGGGCUCCAAGGACUUCAGAGAGAGAAUCAAGGGAAUGGACCAGUUAGUGGCCGACUGCGAGCACAACCCCAAAGUUGUCAUCCAAAAUGUAUUCCCGAUUUUUGAUGCGCUGCAGGCUAGGCUGCAGGAGUCCAACACCAAGGUCAACCAAUACGCCCUUGAGUCGCUGCAGAAAAUCAUCCCCCUGUUCAAGGACAACUUGUCUCAAGUGGUUAACAUUCUGGUCCCGGCAAUUGUGGACAAUCACCUCAACUCUAGAAACAACGCCAUCUACUCAGCUGCUACUAGAACCAUUAAUGCACUUAUUUUGAACCUCGAUAACAGUCUCCUCCUGCAGCCUUUUUGCACUAAGGCUCAGUUUGUGAGCGGCAAAGCAAAAGUGGAUCUGGUCGAGAAGGUUGCAGAUAUGGUGAACGAGCUGUACCCCCGGAAGCCCCAAUUGGUGGAGCAGAAGGCGCUUCCCUUGCUGUGGCACCUACUUGGCGCGUCCAGCCACAGCGGUACCGUCCACGGACGCGGAGGCAGCGUACGCGGCGCCACAGCUUGCCUGUGCCGAACUCUUUCCUCCCACAUGGGCCCAGGCCUGAACGACUACGCCGCAGCCCAGUCGGUCAGCAUCCACAAAGGGUUGAAUGAGGUUCUAAAGAACACACCUAAAAGAUAA